Messenger RNA from Penicillium cinerascens, 1233 nucleotides. Its product is annotated as BCS1 and AAA domain-containing protein. Gene Ontology annotation, cellular component: mitochondrial inner membrane. Bases 1 to 1233 code for a protein of 410 amino acids. Lineage: Eukaryota; Fungi; Ascomycota; Eurotiomycetes; Eurotiales; Aspergillaceae. The record is from RefSeq and is a predicted model, not a curated record. The transcript has 4 exons. Gene Ontology annotation, molecular function: ATP hydrolysis activity; ATP binding. Gene Ontology annotation, biological process: protein insertion into mitochondrial inner membrane from matrix; mitochondrial respiratory chain complex III assembly.
AUGAACGCCAUCAGCGGAGGUGGUCCCUACCAGAGCCUUUCCCAGAUAUCUCUGUUAGAUAUCUUCUUCCCUGGUCUCACAGUUGCUUGCCGGGAACCUAGACAGCUACACUCGACUGUUUUGCACUUUGGGAAUAUUUGUCCUCUUCGCCCGUUAUGCAAUUCGCUAUGUCUAGGAGCUACCUCGACGAUUUAUGUCUCAUAUUACGACGAAGCAUACGAUAUACUAGUUGAUUGGAUAGCUGAUCAACCAUUUGUCCACAAUGCCCAUUCAUUGAUUGCUCGUGUGAGAUCCACACAGCGGACAAACAACCUCUAUUCAACAAAGAAAAAGCCUUUGGCUUUUUCUCCUUGGGAUGGAUCAUUUCUUUUUUGGUAUAAGGGACAUUUGCUCGUUCUUCACUACAAUGUCAAAGAGCAUCGAGAGGAUCUCCGUAUCUCCUCCAUUGGUCUUAAUGCCAACAUCCUAAAAAGUUUGAUCGAAGAGUGCCGAGAAAAGUAUCUCAAGGACACCCAGAGAAAGGUCUCUGUCUUUGAACACCGCGAAGGGGAGUGGAAGAAAGCCAGAUUGAGACCAGUUCGACCUAUCUCCACAGUAAUCAUGGACAACGAGGUAAAGGAUGACAUAUUAAGAGAUGUGGACGACUUUCUCGACCAAGAUAUGCAAGACUAUCUAUCACUCGCGGGGAAGCACGAACUAGAUAUCUAUACGCUUCAAUUGUCGAAUAUUUCAGACAGCAAGCUAAUGAGGCUUUUUGCUGAGCUUCCGCCGCGUUGUAUUGUUCUCUUAGAGGACGUGGAUACCGCUAGGGUGGGGCGCAGGGACAGCGUCGACGCAGACCAAGAAACCGAGUUAAAGUCAGCAGUCACCCUAUCCGGGCUUUUGAAUGUUCUUGAUGGUGUCUCAUCUCAAGAAGGCCGGAUACUCAUCAUGACGACCAAUCAUAUUAAGCAUCUAGACGAAGCACUUAUUCGGCCUGGGCGCUCAGACAAGAAAGUGCAUUUCAAGCUUGCCGAUCAGAACAUCUCAACUCAGCUCUUCCACACGGUCUUCAAGCAGUCGCCGAACCAAAAGCAAUGCAGCGAGGAAUAUAAUGACGAGACGAUCGAGAGGCUUGCUCGUGAUUUUGCCAGUAAGAUGCCGGAGCAAGUAUUUAGCCCUGCAGAAGUUCUAUCGUAUCUUUUGGAGCGAAAGAAGUCACCUUUAGAUGCUGUUUCUUGCAUGGAGAGCUAG